CCAGUUUACUGAUGUUUAUUUCGGAAUACAUCCCAAAUGUCACUGUCUUAUAUGUCAGCUGAUUUUGACACUUAUCAAUGUCAACAUACUGUCAUUGUCAAUUGUCAUGUUUAUUUUCAUUGGCGUCGUUAUUGUUUAAAUGUUUUUGUUAUGAUUAAUCCUAACUAAAAACACUAAUUAUUCGUUACCUUAUUAAAUAAACAUUCCAUGUUUACUGUUGACAUUGUUUGCGUAAGCCUAUUACUGAAAUAUCUUAAAAUAUGAACAAUGAAAAUCGUGUGGUUGUACUUAUCGACAUGGACUGUUUCUAUUGCCAAGUUGAAGAAAAAUUGAAUCCUGAAUUAAAGAUGAAACCUAUAGCAGUCGUGCAAUACAACCCUUGGAAGGGUGGAGGGAUUAUAGCAGUAAAUUAUGUAGCAAGAGCAAUGGGAGUUACACGACACAUGAGAGGAGAUGAAGCAAAAGAGAAAUGUCCUGAAAUCAUAUUACCUUCUGUGCCUUGUCUAAGAGGAAAAGCAGACAUUACUAAAUAUAGAGAUGCUGGUAAAGAAGUUGCCAAAGUCCUACAGAAAUUCACGCCUCUCUUAGAAAGAGCUUCUAUUGAUGAAGCAUAUUUAGAUAUAACGGAUACAGUGCAAGAAAGACUGAAGUCCCUGAAUAUAAACACUGUCGAUGUAAACAUGGUACCCAAUACAUUUGCUCUUGGUUAUGAGAAUAUUAAUGAAUUCAUUAUGGAUGUUCACAAUUAUGGCUGUGAUUCCAUUGAAUUCGAUUAUGAACAUGCUAAGCAACUACUUGUAGGAGCAGUUAUUGUAAGUGAAAUCAGAGCUGCAGUUUAUGAAGAAACAGGGUACCGGUGUUCAGCUGGCAUUGCACAUAAUAAAAUCUUAGCCAAACUUGUGUGCGGUAUGAACAAACCUGACAAGCAGACGGUGCUGCCUAAACACUCAAUUAAUAUUCUAUACAGCACAUUAUCAAUAAAGAAGGUGAAGCACUUAGGAGGAAAGUUUGGGGACACAGUAUGUGACACACUAAAAAUUACUAAAAUGAGCCAAUUACAAGAUUUUUCCCAAAAAGAACUUCAAGCUAGAUUUGAUGAAAAGAAUGGCACUUGGUUAUAUAACAUAGCUCGAGGAAUUGACUUAGAACCUGUACAGGCAAGAUUUAAUCCCAAAAGCAUUGGAUGUUGUAAACAAUUACGAGGAAAGAGUGCAGUAACAGAUCUAGAUAGUUUAAAAAAAUGGCUCUCUGACCUAGGUCAAGAAAUAGAGGAUAGACUGGAAAAAGAUGCAGUAGAAAAUAAUAGGACACCAAAGCAAAUGGUAGUCAGCUUUUCUACAAGUCUGUCAGAUGGUAGAGAUGUUAGCAGUUCUAGAUCUUAUAAUUUCUCCACUGAUGAUGAAUUAUCUGGUAAUUUAUUUUCAAGUAAAGCUCUAGAGCUGAUAAUGGAAACUACUGAGGGAACAAAACUACAAGGUGAUGAAACGAAUAGGCAACUUAAGGCUCCUAUAAAAUUUUUAGGCAUCAGUGUUGGAAAGUUUGAGGAGAAUACAGAAAGUAAGAAAACUAAAAAGAUCUUAGAUUAUUUUGCUGCUGGAACAUCAAAGGAAAGCACAUUAAAAAUUAAUGACGAUGAGAAAGUGGACGUUAGAGCUCCAGAAAUUGACAAGAAUAAGGAAAGAAAAGGUAAAGAAUACAUAUUACAGAAAUUUUUCCAACAAACUGACAGAAAACGGAAAGAUGAAUCUCAGAAAAUUCACGUUACAGAAACUAAUAACGAAGCUGUUAUUGAAGCUAGCCUAGAAAAACAAGAAUCUUUCUUCACUAGGUUGCUAAAUAAUAGAGACACUAAAAGAUCAUUUGACAAUAAUCCUCAAAUACCUUUGCCUAUAACUGCGCCAGAUAAACAGCAUCCUCCCAAACCAACUUGCGAUAUAAUAAAUAAUGGAGAAAACAGCAAUGAUACAACCUAUUCAAGUUCCACCAUAAAUAAUGAGAUCAACACAAGUAUUGCUCUAUUUGAAGAAGAUCCGACAGAUUUAAAUAGAAUUAGUAAUAUGAGGCAGUUACUUAAUUCCACAAUAAUUAACGAAGACCAAAAUGAAAUUUUGUCUGAAGAGUCAUGUGAAGACAAUAAAUCCAAUAUUGAAAUCUCAAAUCUAAAAAUCAAGGAGUUAGUACAACCUGCCAAUAGUAACUCCAGUGAGAAGUAUAAUAUUUCGUCCAAACAGGAAAUAGGUCAAAAUAAUAUGGAGACAUUUCAGUGUCCAGAAUGCAAAAGAAAUGUGGAUGUAGAUGAUUUAGACAUCCAUGCUGAUUAUCACCUGGCGCUCAAAAUUAGAGAUGAAGAAAGGUUGCAAGCACGCAUAGUCCGAAGUGAGAAGAACACUUCAAAAUCCAUUAGACAAAAUGAAGAAAUACGCAAGAAAAAACUUGCACCAGAAGUCAUACCUAGCAAAAAUGAAGUCUCCAUAGCGAGCUUUCUGGUCAAGAUUGAUAAUUCAGUGCCAACAGAAAUUUGUACAGAAUGUGGCAAAAAAGUAUCAAGGGCCAAAUAUGCAGAACACCUUGACUUCCAUGAAGCACAAAAAUUAAGUAGGGAACUUAACAACAAAUCUAUUCCUGCUUUUUCUUCAUGUAACACUACAGGGAAGAGAAAACGACUGUGUGUUUCGCCAGUAAAGAAACAAAAAGUACCUUGUAAAUCGAUAGAUUCAUUUUUUAGAUGAACUGCAGAAUAAAUGAAAUACAAAAUGUGAUAAUUUCUGAACUCGAUUGUAAUUAUUUUAGAUUAGAUUGAUGAACAGCACGUUGUAAUAAAAUAUUUAAAAAAAAUUAACUUGUACAUGCAAUUUCC
Molecule: messenger RNA, 2857 nt
Organism: Chilo suppressalis (striped riceborer)
Lineage: Eukaryota; Metazoa; Arthropoda; Insecta; Lepidoptera; Crambidae
Source: the annotation of a GenBank genome assembly